GUAUUGGUUACAAACUUCCACGUACACACUGUUUCUCCAGUGUUCCAAAACUACCAACAACCCUCUUCACGACAUAAUCCAGAACUUUCCAUUCUUCAUCUUCAUCAUCAGUAUCACAUUUUCAAUCCAUUGAACAUUGUUAUUGUUUCAAAUUCAAUUCAAUGGCAGGUUCAUCUCAAACCACUGUCCUUGUUACUGGUGCUGGUGGUCGCACAGGACAAAUUGUGUAUAAAAAAUUGAAAGAGAAGCGAGACCAAUAUAUUGCCAGAGGUUUGGUUAGAUCUGAAGAAAGCAAACAGAAAAUUGGUGGUGCAGAUGAUAUUUUCCUUGGGGAUAUCAGAAAUGCCGAAAGUAUUGUUCCUGCAAUUCAAGGUACAGAUGCUCUCAUCAUUCUCACAAGUGCUGUCCCACAAAUGAAACCUGGGUUUGAUCCAACCAAAGGUGGAAGGCCUGAGUUUUAUUUUGAUGAUGGUGCAUAUCCCGAACAGGUUGACUGGAUUGGACAGAAAAAUCAAAUAGAUGCUGCUAAGGCUGCGGGAGUGAAGCAUAUUGUGUUGGUUGGGUCUAUGGGUGGAACAAACCCUAACCAUCCUUUGAACAGUUUGGGAAAUGGAAAUAUACUGGUUUGGAAAAGAAAAGCUGAAGAAUAUCUGUCCAAUUCUGGUGUUCCAUACACGAUCAUAAGACCUGGUGGCUUGCUUGAUAAAGAAGGAGGUGUUCGGGAACUUAUUGUAGGGAAGGAUGAUGAACUUCUUCAGACCGAAACUAAAACUAUACCUAGAGCUGAUGUAGCAGAAGUCUGCGUUCAGGUACUAAAUUAUGAGGAGACUAAAUUGAAGGCAUUUGACCUAGCAUCAAAACCUGAGGGUGCAGGUGAACCAACAAAGGACUUCAAGGCUUUGUUUUCCCAGCUCACUUCUCGUUUUUGAGGGUUUUCAUGAUGUAUGAUUGUAUGUGAUUAUUGUCUAACAAUGCUUUUGAAACCCAAAGUCAUUAGUGCUUUGCUUCUAAAGCAAAUUACUUUGCCUUCACAAAUAAGUUAGAUAUAGGACUAAUCAUAGACUUCAAUAAGUGAUUUCAGGAAUCAAAUCUAAGAAUAAAAGUUCAUUGAAUUACAUGUAUAAACUGAUAUUUAUAAAUUUAUCAUCUACAGCAGAAGCAAUAUUAUGUUACAUAAUUAUGAA
Medicago truncatula (barrel medic) is the source of this 1184-nucleotide messenger RNA. RefSeq lists its product as uncharacterized. Gene Ontology annotation, cellular component: chloroplast. The coding region runs from base 162 to 929 and encodes 255 amino acids. NCBI's taxonomy places the organism in Eukaryota, Viridiplantae, Streptophyta, Magnoliopsida, Fabales, Fabaceae. The transcript has 7 exons. The record is from RefSeq and is a predicted model, not a curated record. Gene Ontology annotation, molecular function: oxidoreductase activity.